This is a messenger RNA of Procambarus clarkii (red swamp crayfish), 828 nucleotides long. NCBI's taxonomy places the organism in Eukaryota, Metazoa, Arthropoda, Malacostraca, Decapoda, Cambaridae. The record is from RefSeq and is a predicted model, not a curated record.
AUGUAUAGCCCCAGCUGUUGCCAGUGCCAUCUGUUGCCAGUGCCAGCUGUUGCCAGUGCCAGCUGUUGCCAGUGCCAUCUGUUGCCAGUGCCAGCUGUUGCCAGUGCCAGCUGUUGCCAGUGCCAGCUGUUGCCAGUGCCAGCUGUUGCCAGUGCCAGCUGUUGCCAGUGCCAGCUGCCGCCAGUGCCAGCUGCCGCCAGUGCCAGCUGCCGCCAGUGCCAGCUGCCGCCAGUGCCAGCUGUUGCCAGUGCCAGCUGUUGCCAGUGCCAUCUGUCGCCAGUGCCAGCUGUUGCCAGUGCCAGCUGCCGCCAGUGCCAGCUGUUGCCAGUGCCAGCUGUUGCCAGUGCCAGCUGUCGCCAGUGCCAGCUGCCGCCAGUGCCAGCUGUCGCCAGUGCCAGCUCUUGCCAGUGCCAGCUCUUGCCAGUGUGUUUGCCUACUGCCAGUCUGCCUUACCUGUCUAAAUUUGAAGUUCCUGUGAAAUCCACAGAAGUUCCUGUGAAAUCCACAGAAGUUCCUGUGAAAUCCACAGAAGUUCCUGUGAAAUCCACAGAAGUUACUGUGAAAUCCACAGAAGUUCCUGUGAAAUCCACAGAAGUUCCUGUGAAAUCCACAGAAGUUCCUGUGAAAUCCACAGAAGUUCCUGUGAAAUCCACAGAAGUUCCUGUCAAAUCCACAGAAGUUCCUGUCAAAUCCACAGAAGUUCCUGUGAAAUCCACAGAAGUUCCUGUGAAAUCCACAGAAGUUACUGUGAAAUCCACAAAAGUUCCUGUGAGCGCGGAACAGUCACAGUCACUAAUCAAUCAUGGUGAUCAAGCUGUAACAGGAUGA